CAUCUCCUUAAAGCCUAGCCCCUCACUCCCCUCAGUUCCCACUCAUCUCUCAGAAGUCAGAUCUACCUCUCUGCUACAAUGGCGCAGAACCCAUUUCGCUUCUUCGUCUUAACCUUCUCAGCUCUCAUCUUCACUACCCUUUUUCCUCCCACACUCUCCCGCACCGUAGUAUCAGACACCACUGUUCUCGACGUCGCCGGUUCUCUCAGCCAGGCCCAUGACGUCAUCUCCUUCGACCCACAAACCCUCAAGCCUUUGGACCACCAAGAAGCAGCUGAGCUACAACCACAAGCCCAAGCCCAGCUCAACUCCUCCUCGGUCUCGUCGCUCACUCUCCAGCUCCACCCCCGUGAGUCUCUCUACACCUCCCAGCACAAGGACUACAGGUCGUUGGUCCGCACCCGCCUCGCCCGCGACUCGGCCCGAGUCGACUCGCUCAACACCAAGCUCCGGUUUGCGCUGCAGGGGGUGAACCGGGCGGAUCUGGAGCCCAUGCAGACGGGGAUCCGACCCGAGGACCUGUCCACUCCGGUUACUUCCGGGACCAGCUUGGGAAGCGGCGAGUACUUCACACGCGUCGGCGUCGGCAACCCGGCGAAGCAGUUUUACAUGGUGUUGGAUACCGGCAGUGACGUCAAUUGGCUCCAAUGCCAGCCUUGCUCCGACUGUUACCAGCAAGCCGACCCGGUUUUCAACCCCACCGGAUCCUCCACCUUCCGCCAGCUCUCCUGCGAUGCGCCGCAAUGCUCGGCUCUCCAGGUCUCCGCCUGCCGCAACGGCAAGUGCCUCUACCAGGUCUCCUACGGCGACGGCUCGUACACCGUCGGCGACUACGUGACCGAAACGGUGUCGUUCGGGAACUCCGGCGCGAUCAACACCAUCGCGUUGGGAUGCGGCCACGACAACGAGGGUUUGUUCGUCGCUGCCGCCGGACUGCUCGGACUCGGCGGCGGUUCUCUCUCACUUCCUUCGCAAGUUAAAGCUUCGUCGCUGUCGUACUGCCUCGUCAACCGCGACUCCAGCGCGUCGUCCACACUCGAGUUCAACUCUGCCGCGCCCCGCGACUCCGUCAUCGCGCCGCUGCUCAAGAACCGCAAACUCGGAACCUUCUACUAUGUCGGACUCACCGGGUUCAGCGUCGGCGGCCGUCCGGUGUCGAUUCCUCCAUCGCUUUUUCAGAUGGACGAUGCCGGCAACGGCGGGAUCAUCGUCGACUCGGGAACCGCCAUCACUCGGCUGCAGACGGCGGCCUACAACGCGCUCCGCGACGCGUUCAAGCGACUCGCGCCUGACCUUACUCCCGCGGGCACCUUCGCGCUGUUCGACACGUGUUAUGAUCUCUCGGGAAAAACUAGCGUGCGGGUCCCAACGGUGUCGUUUCUAUUUUCGGGUGGGAAAAGCUUUCCUCUCCCCGCCAAGAACUACUUGAUUCCGGUGGACAACUCGGGCACUUUCUGCUUCGCCUUCGCUCCGACGUCGUCGGCUCUGUCCAUCAUAGGAAACGUCCAGCAGCAAGGGACACGUGUCAGUUACGACUUGGCGAACAAUCGCGUCGGAUUCUCUCCAAACAAGUGUUAAAUGACCUCUGUAGUUAAAGUAAAAAAACAUAAAUGAAAGUGGUAGGAUUGGAGUUUGGUUUAGGUCAAAUCUGAAUAGGGUUUGGAAGUUUGGUUCGAAAUAUGUGUACUGUACCUAUUCAUUCCUCAUAAAUCUAAAUGAAGAAGGUGCAUUCUAAGGUUUCAAUUUUUUUAAA
This is a messenger RNA of Rosa chinensis, 1753 nucleotides long. RefSeq names its product protein ASPARTIC PROTEASE IN GUARD CELL 1. Gene Ontology annotation, molecular function: aspartic-type endopeptidase activity. The coding region runs from base 79 to 1578 and encodes 499 amino acids. The transcript has a single exon. The record is from RefSeq and is a predicted model, not a curated record. Gene Ontology annotation, biological process: proteolysis. Lineage: Eukaryota; Viridiplantae; Streptophyta; Magnoliopsida; Rosales; Rosaceae.